Rosa rugosa (rugosa rose) is the source of this 2070-nucleotide messenger RNA. Its product is annotated as long chain base biosynthesis protein 1-like. Gene Ontology annotation, biological process: ceramide biosynthetic process; sphingosine biosynthetic process. NCBI's taxonomy places the organism in Eukaryota, Viridiplantae, Streptophyta, Magnoliopsida, Rosales, Rosaceae. Bases 247 to 1701 code for a protein of 484 amino acids. The record is from RefSeq and is a predicted model, not a curated record. Gene Ontology annotation, molecular function: pyridoxal phosphate binding; serine C-palmitoyltransferase activity. The transcript is spliced from 13 exons. Gene Ontology annotation, cellular component: endoplasmic reticulum.
AGUCUCAUUCUCUCACUGUUGAACGAAAACCCGGACCCCCUCUCUCUCAGUCUCCUCGACCGUGGACGGCACUCAGUGACUCUUCUCUCGGUCUCUCCUCCAAUCCCAAGUCCAUCACUCUCUCUCUCUCAAAAUCUCUGCUCGACCUUCGCCGGCACCGGCCAGUGAAUCAGUGAUUCAGUGUCCUCCUCUCUCCUCCAUUUAUGUGCAGGAUCCUCGCGUUUUGUUAAUGAGUUAUCAAGUAAAAUGGCAUCGAGUUAUGUUUUGAACUUGGUGAAUUCUACGUUGGAUUGGGUGACAGCGACUUUAGAUGCUCCCUCCUCCAGAGCUGUUGUUUUUGGAGUGCCGAUUGGCGGACAUCUUUUUGUAGAAGUACUUCUUUUUGCAGUCAUUGUUUUUCUAUUCUCCCAGAAAAGUUACAAGCCCCCUAAGAAGCCUUUAACAGAGAAGGAAAUAGAUGAUCUAUGUGAGGAAUGGGUUCCUGAACCUCUCAUUCCUCCUAUCACAGAAGAUAUGCAGUAUGAACCCCCAGUGUUGGAAAGUGCUGCAGGGCCACAUACAAUAGUCAAUGGCAAAGAAGUAGUGAACUUUGCUUCAGCAAAUUAUCUUGGAUUGAUAGGACAUGAGAAGUUGCUUGAGUCAUGUACAUCUGCAUUGGAGAAAUAUGGUGUUGGUUCAUGUGGUCCUCGUGGGUUCUAUGGAACAAUUGAUGUCCACCUUGAUUGUGAGGCAAGAAUAGCAAAGUUUUUGGGAACUCCUGACUCAAUUCUCUAUUCUUAUGGUCUCUCCACCAUGUUCAGUGCAAUUCCAGCAUUUUGCAAAAAAGGAGAUAUCAUUGUUGUGGAUGAAGGAGUCCAUUGGGGAAUACAAAAUGGUCUUCAUCUUUCUAGAAGCACAAUUGUGUAUUUCAAGCAUAAUGACAUGGAAUCAUUAAGGAAUACUCUGGAGGAAAUCACUCUGAAGAAUAAGCGGGCUAAGAAACUCCGGCGCUAUAUUGUGGUUGAAGCUGUGUACCAGAAUUCUGGCCAAAUAGCCCCCUUGGGCGAAAUUGUUAAAUUGAAGGAGAAAUAUAGGUUUCGUGUUUUAUUAGAUGAGAGCAACUCAUUUGGUGUCCUUGGAAAAGCUGGACGAGGUCUCACAGAAUUUUGCGGGGUUCUGGUUGAAAAGAUAGAUAUAAUUACUGCUGCAAUGGGACACGCCUUAGCCGCAGAAGGAGGAUUCUGCACUGGAAGUGCUAGAGUUACUGAUCACCAGCGAUUGAGCAGUUCUGGGUACGUCUUUUCUGCUUCUUUGCCCCCAUAUCUUGCGAGUGCUGCCAUUACUGCCAUUGAUGUUCUUGAGGAGAACCCUGAUCUGAUAACGAAGUUGAAGAAAAACAUUACGUUACUAUGGAAAGGAUUGUCAGGUGUAAUGGGCCUCUCAUUAGCAAGCAAUCCAGAAUCACCUAUUGUGUUUCUCAAACUACAGAAGUCAACAAGUUCUGUGAAGGGUGACCUGCAACUCCUCAACGAAAUUGCUGACCAUUUGUUAAAGGAUCAUUCAAUUCUUGCGGUGGCGUCCAAAAGGUCAACACUUGAUAAAUGUCGUUUGCCUGUGGGAAUUAGACUGUUUGUUUCUGCUGCCCAUUCCGAAUCAGAUCUACUGAAGGCAUCAGAGUCACUGAAAACGGUUGCUGAAUCAGUGCUGAAGAAUCAUAUAUGACUGGAAAAUGCCUGAUCUUUCUUGCUGACUGAAGCACAUCCUGUCUUUAUGAAACCCUUCGAUGGUUGGAGCAAUUUUGAAAUGCAGGCUAACGGUGAAAGGCCUCUGGUUGAUGCGAUAGAGAUGAUUAUUUUACAAUUACGUUCUUUUCAUCACCGAUUAACAUGCGAUCGCAAUUUUUUUUGGCCGCUGUAUACAUGUGAUCGAGAUUAACGUCAAAUUUAGUCUUAGAACACAAGUACAUCCUCGGAUUGUUCAUAACGCUGUCAAAGUCUUCACGUUACAAACUGUACAUUGGUUCUUAAAUCUUGAGUCCUUGAGACUUUAUUGAAGAUGUCAAGGAAAUGUACUGUUUUAUCAUUUGGAAAU